Molecule: messenger RNA, 1113 nt
Organism: Closterium sp. Yama58-4
Lineage: Eukaryota; Viridiplantae; Streptophyta; Zygnematophyceae; Desmidiales; Closteriaceae
Source: the annotation of a GenBank genome assembly
AUGAGAGGCAGGCUAUGUUGUGAGGCGCACGCAUUUGUGGAGCCUUGGGAAAUGCUGGUCCCCCCUCUCGUCCCUUCCUCCCAUGCGCCUCUCCUCCCCCCUCUCGUCGAAAAGCAUUACGUUGCUUCUGCACAGCUACUAUGGCGAGCGCGCAUCGGCCAUUUGGUGCUACCAGCAUCCUCACAAGCCAGCCGCUUCUCAGCCCCCCUAGCGCCUGCAGCAUGCGUGCCUGAGGAUUCGGGCGACCGCCUGAUAAGGCGCAGUUGUAGCGGGGACGGCGGAAUCUCUCACCUGCGCCGCAUCAUCGAGCGCAUCGUAGAGCGGCGGGGGACCGGCGGCGGGGGCGGCGGAACGAUGAUGCGGAAGGUGGUGCGGCGGGCUGAGUGGGAGGCGCGCAUGGACGCGGCGGCGGUGCGCGCGGAGGACAUGAACAAGCUUGUAAUGAAUUACCUUGUAACGGAGGGCUACGUGGACGCGGCGCGCAAGUUCGAGAUUGAAUCCGGGACGAACCCGGGCGCGGACCUGGGGGCGGUGGCAGAGCGGAUGGCGGUGAAGCAGGCGGUGCAGCAGAUUGGGCACCAGAUCGGGCGCGGACCUGGGGGCGGUGGCGGAGCGCAUGGCAGUGAAGCAGGCGGUGCAGCGGGGGACGUGGAAGACGCCAUUGACCGGGUCAACGACCUUAACCCCGAGAUUCUGGACACGGGCGCGGGGGUGUUCUUCCGCCUGCAGCAGCAGCGCCUCAUCGAGCUCAUCCGGGCCGGCCGGGUGGAUGAGGCGCUUGAAUUCGCUCAGGAGGAAUUGGCUCCCCGGGGGGAGGAGAACGCGGCUUACCUGGAGGAGCUGGAGCGCACGGUUGCCCUGCUGGCGUUUGAGGACCCUGCCACGUCAGCACCUGCCACGCUGACAGAGCUGCUGGACGUGAGUCAGCGCGACAAGGCGGCCGCUGAGCUCAAUGCUGCUAUCCUGGCGAGCCAGGGCCACGAGAAAGAUCCAAAGCUACCGAGUGUGCUGAGGAUGCUGCUGUGGCUACAAGGGCAGCUGGACGGCAGAGUGUCAUACCCCAAAGUCACCGACCUUACCACUGCCGUCCUGCACGACCCUCCCGCGCUUUAA